Molecule: messenger RNA, 1023 nt
Organism: Nerophis lumbriciformis (worm pipefish)
Lineage: Eukaryota; Metazoa; Chordata; Actinopteri; Syngnathiformes; Syngnathidae
Source: RefSeq, a predicted model, not a curated record
AUGGACAAUCAGGACAAUGCACCAACAGUAGAGCCGUCCACAGAAUUCAGUCAAUUAGUAGAAGACGUCGGGCAAAGUGCAGAUGAAUGCAUUCUUAAACUGGAUGAAUCACAUAUGGAUUGUGUAGGAGAAAUGCUUGACCAUUGCAUCCAGCAAGUGUCUUGUUUGGAAAUGCAGAGAGAGGAGCUGAUACAAGAGUUCCUGUUCCUGCAAGAGCCCAUGAUGCGAGUAGUAGACCAUCUUAGGGAAAAGUUGGUGGAGAAGCGGAGACUGCUUAACCUGGCUCAGCUGGAUCACGUGGAUGUUCUGGAGGAAGUGCAGCAAGUGAAGAGGAAACUUUUCAACACUGCCAGAGACUGCAUCCACUGCCAGGUGACGCUAGCUGAACAAAAGUACCAGGUGGCUCAAGCCGCACUUACAGAGGAGGAGCUCAAAGCCCAAGUCCAAUGUCUGACAGAGGAGUUGUUGCAGCUCCAGGAGUCCCACCAAAACCGUCUCAACUCUUUGAGAGAUCAGGCCAAGAAGCCCUGCAGACCGAGAGCCAUGAGCGACGUAAGCCUAUGCCGCCAAGCCUCUGUCCGUCUCCAGCGCCGGCUCAGCGUUAGCAUUCAAGAACUGGAGCGCUGGUACGAGCCUCGACUCAUAGCACUGCUGAAGAGGAGGCAGUUUGGAGAGAAGGCCUUGAGAAUUAGCAGUGAGCAGGCAUUGAGCUUUAAGGCCAAAUUAGAGCCUCUAAAAUGGGAGGUCCAAAGACUCGAGGAGCAGAGGUCCUGUCUGGAGCAAAGGAUCAACCUGAUGCAGCAGGAGAGGGAGGAGAUGAUCACACAACACAAGGAAGCUGAGGAAGAACUAAAACAGGAGUUAGGAAACCUUGUGCUGGACAUUGAGAUUAAAAAAAGACACAAAAAAGAUUUGGAAGCACUCACAAAUGAUAUUUUAGAAGAAAUGGCAUAUCUCAGAGUCUGUAAUGAAGCUACUGCAAAUGAGCAGGCAGAGGGAUCAACUUCUUGUCAGCCGAUCUAA